Messenger RNA from Chroicocephalus ridibundus (black-headed gull), 4098 nucleotides. It is a transcript of the gene TRIM9, whose product is annotated as tripartite motif containing 9. Gene Ontology annotation, molecular function: protein binding; zinc ion binding. Gene Ontology annotation, cellular component: cytoplasm. The coding region runs from base 94 to 2475 and encodes 793 amino acids. The transcript is spliced from 13 exons. Lineage: Eukaryota; Metazoa; Chordata; Aves; Charadriiformes; Laridae. The record is from RefSeq and is a predicted model, not a curated record.
GCGGGCGGCAGUCGGCGCCGAGGCGCGGUGCGGUGCGGGUCGCUCCUCUCGGUCCACCGCGGCCGCCGCGCCGCCGCCCUCCCUCCCUCCCUUAUGGAAGAGAUGGAAGAGGAGCUGAAAUGCCCGGUGUGCGGCUCCUUUUACCGGGAGCCCAUCAUCCUGCCGUGCUCCCACAACCUCUGCCAGGCGUGCGCCCGCAACAUCCUGGUGCAGACGCCGGAGUCGGAGUCGCCGCAGAGCCGCCGGGCUUCGGGCUCGGCCGUCUCCGACUAUGACUACCUGGACCUGGAUAAGAUGAGCCUGUACAGCGAGGCGGACAGCGGCUACGGCUCCUACGGCGGCUUCGCCAGCGCUCCCACCACCCCUUGCCAGAAAUCCCCCAACGGCGUCCGCGUCUUCCCGCCGGCCGCCCCGCCGCCCCCCGCCGCCCUGGCCCCGCCGCCGCCGCCCCGCAACGCCUGCCUCACCUGCCCGCAGUGCCACCGCAGCCUGGUGCUGGACGAGCGCGGGUUGCGGGGUUUCCCCCGCAACCGGCUGCUGGAGGGCGUCAUCGACCGCUACCAGCAAGGCCGGGCGGCGGCCCUGCGCUGCCAGCUCUGCGAGAAGGCGCCCAAGGAGGCGGCCGUCAUGUGCGAGCAGUGCGACGUCUUCUACUGCGAUCCCUGCCGCCUGCGGUGCCACCCGCCCCGGGGACCGCUGGCCAAGCAUCGCCUGGUGCCGCCGGCCCAGGGCCGCGUCAGCCGCCGCCUCAGCCCCCGUAAGAUCUCCACCUGCACCGACCACGAGCUGGAGAACCACAGCAUGUACUGCGUGCAGUGCAAGAGCCCCGUCUGCUACCAGUGCCUGGAGGAGGGCAAGCACUCCAGCCACGAAGUCAAGGCCCUGGGUGCCAUGUGGAAGCUCCACAAGAGCCAACUUUCCCAGGCCCUCAACGGGUUGUCAGACAGAGCCAAGGAAGCAAAAGAGUUCCUGGUCCAACUCCGCAACAUGGUGCAGCAAAUCCAGGAGAACAGCGUGGAGUUCGAGGCCUGCCUCGUGGCCCAGUGUGACGCCCUCAUCGAUGCCCUCAACAGAAGGAAAGCCCAGCUGCUGUCCCGGGUCAACAAGGAGCACGAACACAAGCUGAAGGUGGUGCGAGACCAGAUUUCUCACUGCACGGUCAAGCUACGCCAGACCACGGGCCUGAUGGAGUACUGCCUGGAGGUCAUCAAGGAGAACGACCCCAGCGGCUUCCUGCAGAUCUCCGACGCUCUCAUCAGGAGAGUGCACUUAACCGAGGACCAGUGGGGAAAGGGGACGCUCACACCCCGGAUGACCACGGACUUCGACUUGAACCUUGACAACGCCCCUCUGCUGCAGUCCAUCCAUCAGCUCGACUUCGUGCAGAUGAAAGUUUCCUCCCCAGUGCCGGCCCCCCCCAUCCUGCAGCUAGAGGAGUGUUGCACCCACAACAACAGUGCCACCUUGUCCUGGAAGCAGCCCCCCUUGUCCACGGUGCAGGUGGAAGGCUACAUCCUGGAGCUCGAUGACGGCAACGGCGGCCAGUUCAGGGAGGUGUACGUGGGCAAGGAGACCAUGUGCACGGUGGACGGGCUUCACUUCAACAGCACGUACAGCGCGCGUGUCAAAGCCUUCAACAAAACAGGAGUCAGCCCGUACAGCAAGACCCUGGUCCUCCAGACGUCUGAGGACACGCAGUCAGAAGAACAGACCCUCCCUUUUCCAGUGCCUUUGGAAAGAUCGCAGCUUCGUAGAAUGAGUCCUUUCUCCUCCACCCUUAAUCUACAACCCAGCUUUCCGGGGAGAUCCUACUUUGAGCUAAGAUCUUCGGCCCACCAGCUGAGCUUGCAUUCUUCUUUACAGUCCCUGAAUUCAGCUGGAUGCAAUUUUGAGACGCAAGGAUCGCCUUACUCUCAAUUAGUUGACAUUAAAAAAAUGGUGGCAGUUGCUUGGUUUUCUUUCGAUCCUGCCUCUGCCCACGCCGACAUCAUCUUUUCUAACGACAACCUGACUGUCACCUGCAACAGCUAUGAUGACAGGGUUGUGCUGGGGAAAACGGGCUUUUCCAAAGGGCUCCAUUACUGGGAGCUGUCAAUUGAUCGUUACGAUAACCACCCUGACCCGGCCUUUGGCGUGGCACGCAUUGAUGUCCUGAAGGAUGCCAUGCUGGGCAAGGACGACAAGGCCUGGGCCAUGUACGUGGACAAUAACCGGAGCUGGUUCAUGCACAACAAUUCACACACCAACAGAACCGAGGGUGGGAUAACGAAAGGUGCCACGGUGGGAGUGCUGCUGGAUUUGACCAGGAGAACCUUGACGUUCUCCAUCAACGAGGACCAGCAAGGGCCUGUCGCCUUCGAGAACCUGGAAGGCCUUUUCUUCCCCGCGGUCAGCCUCAACAGGAACGUGCAGGUGACUCUGCACACCGGCCUGCCGGUCCCCGAAUUCUACACUUCACGCUCGGCCAUGCCGUGAGGAUGCUCCCGGAGCCGGCUGCCUCUUCUCGGGAUGAGAGGAGCCAGCUCGUUCCUUCCCGCGGGACGAGGCCAGCCACCAAGCCACCGGGUCCCUGCUCGGCCACUGGCCGGAGACGGGGAGGCAAAAUGGGAAGGAAGACCCUGGCUUUUGGCCGUCUCUGAUCUCCACCCUCCUUCGCUGUCCUGUGUGUGUGCGCGCUUUGCUGUUUAGCUCUUUUUGGCUGAUGAAGUACCUAGGUAGCCUGAGAUGUUCCUCUGUGUCCGCUUUUAGUUUUUGGUUUUGUCAAUUUGAGUUGGGGUGUGGGGUUGGGGGGGGGGGGGGGAUGGCAGUUUCAUCUCAUUCGGCAGAGCGCUUUCCCCUCCCGUGGGGCUGGCCGGAGGGACCCCCCCGCCACGGGAAAGCUUUCGCCCACGCCAGCCCCGUUAUUUUGCAGGAUAUUUCUUUCCCCUGUGGCCUUUUCUUGCAGAGCGCCCUCAGUCACGUGUAGAGGUGGGUCCUGGAUUACCAGUCAGUCUCCGUGUCCUUACCAAAAUGCCCGACCCUCUCCCUUGUUUCCCCCCGAAGCAUUUCUGUGGGGCGCAGCGGUGGGGCAGGGCAGGGGACCACCCUGUCCCCGGGUGCUCUGGGUGCUGGCGGGCCCUCGGUCUGGCACCGAGCUCUCCCUGGCGCUGGCACGCGCGCCACAGCCAUACGCUGGAGAGCCCUUGCCCGGCUCUUCGGAGAUUAGCAUUUAUUUUUUUAUAGUUGCCGUGUAAAGCCUAGCCUUAAAUACUACCUGAUAGUGUCCUUCCGUUCACAGGAGAAUUCGUUCUGCAGCGAGGGUCUGACGGGGAACCCGGGCUUGGGGAUGGGGAUGAGGAUGGGAAUGAGGAUGGGGAGGAAGAAGAGCUGGCCACAGCCCUGCCACGCACUCAGGAAUCCGUGCCCGCUGCCCUGCUGCUGGCAGCGGUCCCCCCUCAGCCUCCGCUCCCUACCCCGACUUUCUGGUAAUCCGGAGGCAGGAGAGGAGCGGGAGGUGGUGGGCGCCGUGCCCGGUGCCAGCCCCCGUUCCCGUGCCGAGGGCGCCUGCAUGCGCAUGUCCCCAAAGCUUGGCUUUUCGGUCCCCUCGCAGUCCCCUGGGCUCGGGGAGACAGCGGUGUCGUUGCCGGCUGGGCGCCAGCCCGACCGGAGAGCUGCGUCUCAUCCAACCGGGGCCGGGGGGAGCGACGGGAAUACCGGUCCGGCAGAAAGACCAGUGUAAAUAGACCAUUCCCUUCCAGCGUGCCCUCCUCUAGGACGGUCCACUCGUUCCCUUGUUGCUCUAGUAUUAAUUUUACCUAAUUUAUUGGAUGGGUGCUAUCUCGUUGACUCACACCGAGGAGUUUCUCUCCGCUGCAGGAGAGCCGUGUUGCGGGACAACGCCGAGCAGCUCCUCGGUGAAUUCCUGACGAGCCCCCGUGGCCGGCUCACCCGGGGCUCCUCUCUCAGCCGUUACCCCCCGGUUCUUUAGGAUGUUCAUGGUGCUUAUUAGACCCCCAGUGAUUGUAAGACGUCGCCCCCCCUGUACCGCGAUGAUAGCUGCAUACAGCCGCUGUACUGAAGAGAAGUGUCAUGUUUGCUGUUCUAAUAAAGGACUUUUAU